Molecule: messenger RNA, 1274 nt
Organism: Raphanus sativus (radish)
Lineage: Eukaryota; Viridiplantae; Streptophyta; Magnoliopsida; Brassicales; Brassicaceae
Product: ethylene-responsive transcription factor ERF012
Exons: 1
Coding region: 151-804 (217 amino acids)
Biological process (GO): regulation of DNA-templated transcription
Molecular function (GO): DNA binding; DNA-binding transcription factor activity
Source: RefSeq, a predicted model, not a curated record
CUCCUCUCCUCACAUUAACACUCAUCCAAAAAUCAAUAUCCAACACCAACAACAAUAAGAACUCAAGAACAAUCUCCUCGUCGCUUGAUAAAUACCACAUUGUCCAAUCAACCUACGUAGCUCCUGAUCAAUACACACAACAACAUUACAAUGGUGAAACAAGAACUCAAGAUCAAAAAGGAAAUGUCUUUGUCUUCACCAUCUCAAUCUUCACCUUCUUCGUCUUCUCCUAAGAUCAAGAAGAAUAAGAUUAAGAAGUAUAAAGGAGUGAGGAUGAGAAGUUGGGGAUCAUGGGUGUCUGAGAUUAGAGCACCAAAUAAAAAGACAAGGAUUUGGUUGGGCUCUUACUCAACAGCUGAAGCAGCAGCUAGAGCUUAUGAUGUUGCACUCUUAUGUCUCAAAGGUCCUCAGGCCAAUCUCAACUUCCCUAGUUCUGCUUCUUCUCAUCCUCUAUUAGAUGAAAUGACCAUUUUGUCCCCUAAAUCCAUCCAAAAAAUUGCCGCUCAAGCUGCAAACAAUUCAUCUGAUCUUUUUGCCCUUUCUUCAUCAGCAGCCUCGUCACCGUCCGAUCAUGAUCAUCAUCCUGAUGAUGACGGCAUGCAAUCUUUGAUAGGGUCUUUCGUGGACAAUCAUGUGUCUUUGAUGAAUCCAUCAUCAUCGUGGUAUGAUAAUGAACAUAACGGGAUGUUCUUCUUCGACGAUGGAGCUCCGUUUAAUUACUCUCCUCUAUUGAACUCGACGACGAAUAUGGUCGAUGCGUACUUCUACGAAGAUGCUGAUAUUCCACUUUGGAGUUUCAGUUGAUCCGACGGUCCAGAAUACAUACUUUACAAUUUUUAUCAUUUAUAAAUUCUCUUUAUAUAUUAGUUAAUAUACAUUUAACAAAAAGUUAUGUUAACUACUCGUAAUUAUACUUCUUUUUUUUAGUUAGUCGUAAUUAUACUUUUCAAGCUGUUUGUUUCUUGGAGAGAAUGGACGACGAAUAUGAUAACUUACUGUAAUAAAGUUGAAACUAUUAUAUGUCAAUACUGCAAUACGUUUGGGAGUAAAAGAGGUGGGUGGUCUAGAAAGAUCACAUGAAAAAAAAGAAGAAGCAAUACGUUCGAAGAAGCUUUUUUCUUCUUUUUCAAAGAAAAAAAAGAAGAAGAAGCCUUUUUCUCAUUUCUUUGACUUCUUCAUGUGACUUUUCCUUUUAGUUAAGUUUUAUUAAUGUAAAGCGUGUUGUAUCAUAUAAAGUUUAUAUUUUUUUUGUUAAAAAAAAAACAAUUUAUUUA